AUGAAGUUCUCUACUGCUAUCAUCGGCAGUGCCCUCGCCACUGCAGCUUUCGCAGCUCCUCUGACUGCUAAGCGCCAGGCUCGCUCUGAGGCCCGCCUUGCACGUCGUACUGCUCAGCGCCAUAGCAACCCGCCCAUCAAGGCCGGCACUACCAACGAGGUCCUGCACUUCAACAAGACCUCCCACGAGGAGUACAGCUCCAACUGGGCCGGUGCCGUUCUCAUCGGUACCGGUUAUGAUUACGUGACCGGAGAAUUCACCGUUCCCACUCCCUCUGUCCCCAGUAGCAGUGGUAGCGGUGGUGGUGGUGGUAGCUGGGGCUGGUUCGGCGACAAAGAGGGCGCUAAGUCUCGCAGACAGUUCAGCGAUGAGGAAUACUGCGCUUCUGCCUGGGUUGGCAUCGACGGGGAUACCUGCGAGACCGCCAUCUUGCAGGUCGGUGUCGACUUCUGUGUUCAGGGCAGCGAAGUGUCCUACGACGCCUGGUAUGAGUGGUACCCCGACUACUCCUACGACUUUGACAACAUCGACAUCUCCGCUGGUGACAAGAUCAAAGUUACCGUUGAUGCCACCUCAGCUACUGGCGGUACUGCUACCGUCGACAAUAUCACCACUGGAAAGACCGUGACCCACACAUUCUCCAAUGUAGAUGACGGUAGUCUGUGUGAAUAUAACGCGGAGUGGAUUGUUGAGGACUUCGAGAGCGAUGGCGAGCUCGUUCCUUUCGCUGACUUCGGCACUGUUACCUUCAGCAGUGCCGAGGCCAAGUCUGGCAGCACCAGCUAUGGACCUUCCAGUGCCACCCUCAUGGACAUCGAGCAGGAUAACGAGGUUCUGACCUCCAGCUCUGUUUCCAGGGACAGCGUUACUGUCACCUACGAAUAG
Messenger RNA from Penicillium taxi, 885 nucleotides. Its product is annotated as A4/G1 family peptidase. Bases 1 to 885 code for a protein of 294 amino acids. The transcript has a single exon. Lineage: Eukaryota; Fungi; Ascomycota; Eurotiomycetes; Eurotiales; Aspergillaceae. Gene Ontology annotation, biological process: proteolysis. The record is from RefSeq and is a predicted model, not a curated record. Gene Ontology annotation, molecular function: glutamic-type endopeptidase activity.